CCAGUUUGCUUCCGCGCCUUCUGUAUUGAAGUUCUUAAGAACUAUCGAAAUUAUUUCCCGAACAGCCAAGCGACCGAGACACCAGCGCCAACCGGCCCUCCACACCGUUGCGAUAUCGCCGACUCUGUGCACCAACCCAGCCCGCAGGAGCAAAAGCCCAAAUCUACAUAUCGAAAUGGCCUGUGAGAAGAAUGUGCUUGUCCCGAAAGAGGAGGCCCACAGCUACCUACCAGAUCCCAUGAUCAAGAUACAUGUUAGCGAAGGCGACGGAUGCAAGACGUUUAACGUACACAAGACUCUUCUCACGUCUCGCUCGCGUUUCUUCGCGAACGCUUUGACGGACGGCACUAGUUGGCGUGAAGCAGAGGAUGGAGCAGUCAGAUUGCCAGAGGAUGAUCCCUCCAUCUUCACCCUCUACCUCGAAAUCCUCUAUCACAACCGUAUUCCGGUACGAGAGUCCGAAGCAAAAGCUGACCAAGCGGAAUGCCAAAAAGACAUCAAAGCUCUCCAGCAGGCAGCCUUUGAUUCGACACUAAACCAGUACGAGACACUCGGGAAGCUGUAUGUCUUAUGCGAUAUGCUCCAGGACGACCGAGCGAGCAAUCUUGUCAUUUCCGCAUUCGUGGAGAUAUCAUCAACGCUAAACCCAUACACCAAAAAAAACCACCACCCUGGAAGAGACCCCGUUGGCAUCGUCUACCGCAAUACGCCAGCGUCAGAUCCACUUCGAAAAUAUCUUACCGAGCUCUAUGUCUUUCACGCUGAGGAGCACUGGUUCUCCACUAUGUCUGCGAAUGACUAUCCCGCGGAAUUCUUGUUUGAUGUCAUGGCUGGCAUGGCUAGAGCGCGCAGCAAGCCGAGCGCCGCGUCUAGACUCCGUGAUGCCUCUAAUUAUCACCGUAAAAUCGAGGGCGAGGAAGAUAACGCCGGAAAGGACACUCUCUCCAACUCUGCCUGAAGUGGAAGAGCUACUUCUGGCACGCAUCGAAUAG
Trematosphaeria pertusa is the source of this 992-nucleotide messenger RNA. RefSeq lists its product as uncharacterized. Lineage: Eukaryota; Fungi; Ascomycota; Dothideomycetes; Pleosporales; Trematosphaeriaceae. The transcript has 2 exons. The record is from RefSeq and is a predicted model, not a curated record. Bases 176 to 958 code for a protein of 260 amino acids. Gene Ontology annotation, molecular function: protein binding.